Messenger RNA from Lotus japonicus, 3221 nucleotides. RefSeq names its product protein ENHANCED DOWNY MILDEW 2-like. The record is from RefSeq and is a predicted model, not a curated record. The transcript has 12 exons. Lineage: Eukaryota; Viridiplantae; Streptophyta; Magnoliopsida; Fabales; Fabaceae. Bases 261 to 2963 code for a protein of 900 amino acids.
UCCCGUGAUUAACUACCAGAAAAAACGAUAAACAGCGCGAUUCCAUGGUUGAGAGUGAACAUGACAAAGAUUUAUUCACCCUCGUUUUUUGUGGAAAGAAUCACAGAAAUUUCACUCAUUCAAUCAUUCAUAUAAACACAACCAAAAUCUUCAAUCAACAACACACCUAAUAACAGAAACCUUUGAUUUUUGAUUCUACCCACUUGUUCUUAUCCAUAAAUCAAGAAGAGUACAAGGUGUUUAGAGAAGAAGGGUUUGGGAUGAAGAGGCCAACGGCGGCAGGUUCUGAUGAUGAGGCUGAGGCUGAAGCUGAGAUCGUUAUUGUGUCGAAUUACCAUCUUGAAGAUGAUGAUGAGGUGCCCGUGUGUUUUUCGGUGUUGCCGGUUCAAUGGGGUGGUGGUGAUUCUGAGAGAUCAAUUGAUGCCUGCAAAGAGGAGGUGUUCUUGCAUGGUUCUACUGAUAAUGGGCUGCAGAAGGUUUUUAUGCAGGUUACUGCAUGGAGGUUUGAUCUUUCCCCGGUGAAACCUGAGGUGUCUCUGCUGUCAAAGGAUGGAAAGUGGGUCAAGCUUGAUAAGCCAAGAAAGAGCUUUCAGGAUACUGUGAGGACUAUUUUGGUCACCCUUCACUUCCUGCAUUCUUUGAAGAAAAAUCGCAGGUUAUCUGCCAAAUCUGUUUGGAAUAGCUUGAGUAAGGAUAAGGAGUUGAGCUUUUGUGAGUUGAAGCCUUCACAAAAGGACUUAUUGGACCAUGUGACUUUAAUUGGUGAAGCUGCCAAGAGGGAUGCUGUCUUAGCUAAAUCCAAGCUUUUGCUCAUGGUUAUGGAGGAGAAGCGGGAAAACGGGAAGCUUUCCGUUGAGGAAGCUAAAGAUUUGGCACGACCUGAAUUUAUAGUUGAUGAUAUUGGCAAUGAGACUAUAGACGAAGCAGAUGAAGACCCGGAAGAAGAGAAUGAUUCGUCUUAUACAGUUUGUGCGCUUUGUGACAAUGGUGGUGCACUUCUGUGUUGUGAUGGAGAAUGCAUGAGGUCAUUUCAUGCUACUAAGGCGGAUGGUAAAGAUUCUGAUUGUUUUUCCCUUGGUUUGACCAGGAAGGAAGUUGAUGAUAUCAAGACAUUUUAUUGUAAAAAUUGUAAAUAUCAUCAACACCAAUGCUUUGCAUGUGGUGAGCUGGGGUCUUCUGAUAAAGCUAAGGGUGCUAAGGUCUUUAAAUGUGCUGCAACCUGCGACUGUUUUUAUCAUCCACAUUGUGUUGCAAAAUUACUAUCCGGGGUAGUUAAACUUGCUGCGACGGAACUUGAGAGAAAUAUUGCUAAUGGGGAUCCUUUUACUUGUCCCGUUCAUUAUUGUCAUGUCUGUAAAGAAGAGGAAAAUGCUGUGGAACCUGAGUUGCAAUUUGCUGUUUGUAGGCGUUGCCCAAAGUCAUAUCAUCGCAAAUGUUUGCCAAGAAAUAUUGCUUUUGAAUGCACAGAUGAUGGACAUACUUUACAAAGGGCUUGGGAAGGUCUUCUACCAAACAAUCGCAUUCUUAUAUAUUGUUUAAAGCAUAAGAUCGAUGAUGAACUUGGGACUCCUAUAAGAAAUCAUAUAAAAUUCCCCAUUACUAAAGCCACUGUUCGAGAAAUUAAUACUCCUAAUAAAAGGAUGAAACGUGCAACCCAAGAGAGAGCUAUAUUACAGAAGAACAAUGCUGGCUUAGAUAAGUCAUCUGGUAAAAGCACUUCUAAAAUAUCUAACGUGACUGGAAAACUGUCUUCUGGAGAAGUUGGUAGCAAAAAGAGGCCUGGAAACAUGAUUUCGAGUUCAAACAUGUCAAAGAAACCGAAAUUUAAUGAGACGGCAAGCUGUUUGACUGAAAACAAGAAGUCAACCCCAAAGAAAUUUGAAAGGCCUGAGCAAACCAAGCAUGACAGCCAGUUUGAUGAUGUGGAAAAUGAGACCCUGUCUAUCAAACCUAUUAGCACAUUGCCUCCAUUGGAUGGUGAUUCAGAGAAGAGAAAUCACAAGAUUGAUAAUGAACUUGGGACUCCUGUAAAAGAUAAUAUAAAGCUCCCCAGUACUAAAGCCACUGUUCGAGAAAUUAACACUCAUAAUAAAAGGAUGAAACCCGGAACCAAAGAGAGAGUUGAAUUAAAGAACAAUGCUGGUUUAGCUAAUUCAUCUGACAAAAGCACUUCUAAAAGGUCUAAAGCUACUGGAAUACUGUCUUUUGGGAAAGCUGGUAGCGAAAAGAGGCCCGGAAAGAUGAGUUCUAGUUCAACUAUCUCAAACAAACCGAAAUUAAAUGAGACGUCAAGUUGUGCGACUGAAAACAAGAAGCCAACCCCAAAGAACUUUGAAAUGCCUGAGCAAACCAAGCCUGUCGGCCAGUUUGAUGAUGUGGCUAAUGAGACCCUGUCUAUGAAACCGAAAUCAAAUGAGACAUCAUGCUGUGUGGCUGAAAACAAGAAGCCAACCCCAAAGGAAUUUGAAAUGCCCGAGCAAAACAAGCCUGACAGCCGGUUUGAUGAUGUGGUUCCUCUGUCUAUCAAGCCUAUUAGUUCAUUGCCUCCAUUGGAUGGUGAUUCAGAGAGGAGGAGAGAACUAGGUAUGGACUCAACAGGCAAAGUGCAAGCUCCUGAACAUGAAAAGCCUGAGGCAGGACCUGACCACUGUCAACCCAGUCAAAUUGAUGGGAAAUCCUCAGUUGAAAGCUUGCAACCCAUUUCAGAUAUUGGAAGAACCCGUGAGAAAGUGCCACUUUUUGAACAUGGGGUUAGUCACUGUAGGAGCAAGGAGGAAGAGAAGAACCAGAGAGAAUCAAAGAUAAGGCAACUCGGUGGUUCUCGUGGAGUUCCGGAAAAUGGCACUCGUGAACCUAGUAUUAGUGUGCCCCAACAUGGAUGGGGUGAUGUGCGUAGGGGUUUUGCACCUGGUCCUUAUCAUGCAUAUGCGCAUAGGAAUUCAGCGGGUUGGCUCGAUGAGUAGUUACAGCAUCUUGUGAUAAGUUUUCACUUCUGCAAUAAUGUUGACACAUGCUGUACAUAGACAAUUUUUAUGAAAUAUGAUGUUCAUUUUCUGUCAGAUUUCAUUGUAAUCUUUUAUCUGUUUCUUUUCUGUAAACUCUCUUGUUUAGAAUUUGAUACUGACUUGCUUAAGAAAGACCCUCUAGCUGUCAAAUUACAGUUCUGGCAUGAUUAGUGUGUUCUGGAAUUUUAAUUUUAUUAACAAGAGUCAUUAUCUCAA